CUAGCAUUACUUGGGAACGGGUGCAUUCGAGGGUGUUCGUCACCCGCAGCUGAUGAACUCUGCUUAUACUGGCGACGCUAUUAAGGGUGAGAGGCGUAGAUAGACGCGCCGUCGCCAUGGCAUGGUCUGGUUGUCGAUACACCACAGUACAAAGCCGCGCGAUACAUCUCUCCAACAAGGACCGACCCUCUACAUUAUCAAUAGACCCCUCGUACACGUCUCCAGCCUGCAAUCGUUGUGAAUAUCUCAACAACUCGGCGAAAUUGAGCUCUUGACCGUAUGGACAACAGUGGAGCUCCGAGCCUCCCCAAGUUCACGCCUGGCGAUGAACAGGCGCGGCAAGAUGCCAUGGUGGGCAUCUCAGUCGCCAUGACACUCAUUGGCAUGGCGUGCGUCGGGCUGCGCAUAUACACACGUGCCUUCAUUGUCCGCAACAUAGGCCCCGAAGACUGGACCAUGAUCUCAGCUGCAGUCUUGACGAUAGUCUUUCUGAUCGAGCUGCUGGUCAGUGCCAGAGCGUACGGAAUCGGGUUCAGUGGCUUCUCCAUCACGCCUGCGCAGAUGGAGAAUAGCAUCAAGAUGGGGCUCGCCGUCAUUGUGGUGUAUAAGUCCAUUGUGACCCUCAUCAAGGCGUCCAUUCUCAUGAUCUAUCUCCGACUUUCGGUUACGAAGACGUUCGAGCGGCUCUGCAAAGGCAGCAUCUAUCUGCUCUUCACCUACCAGUUCAUCGUCAUAAUUGUCGUACCCGCGCAGUGCACUCCUCUUAGAAAACUGUGGGAUUUCACAGGUCAAGUCCAAGGCCGAUGCAUCAACACGACCACCUUCUAUUAUAUUACAUCCAUCUUCCAUAUUCUCAUGGAUGUCUGGAUUCUCGCUCUCCCUUACAAGCUCAUCCUCUCAAUCCCGCGCCCGACCCGUGAAAAGAUGGCCGUCUUCAUCGUCUUCGGUCUCGGCCUCUUCAGCACCAUCUGCGCCAUCGUCCGAUUCCGGUACCUCGUACUUGUCACGCACUCCAAGGAUCCUUUCUACGAUUCCCUACCCAUUAAUACGUGGUCUGUUAUCGAGGUUAACGUCGGUAUCGUCUGCGCUUCACUGCCGACGCUUCGGCCGCUCUUCUCCAAGGCGCAACGAGACCGUACGAGAUACGCCUUGAACUUCAGCCAGAAGCAGGGCCAGGGCAGCAAGAGCGGCGCGAUACUACAUGCGAAGGCGAUAUCCAUCUCUUCGUUUUCGCUCAGGAGCGGAAAGACGUCGCCAUUUGGCGAGGGAAUCGAGAUGGACGUCGAGCGCCCGCCGCCGGUGCCGCCUAAGGAUACGAAGGCUGCGCCUUGGGUUACUUCUCCAGCUCCGUCGUAUCGAUAAGUUUGAACGGUGCUCGCUUGGCAGUUUGAUCGACAUAAUAUCCUGGUACCGACGACCGCCGGUCUCUAGAAUGUGCAACCCCGCGCGUGGUGCGACUUAUUGGUC
Trematosphaeria pertusa is the source of this 1467-nucleotide messenger RNA. RefSeq lists its product as uncharacterized. The transcript has 7 exons. The record is from RefSeq and is a predicted model, not a curated record. Bases 280 to 1362 code for a protein of 360 amino acids. NCBI's taxonomy places the organism in Eukaryota, Fungi, Ascomycota, Dothideomycetes, Pleosporales, Trematosphaeriaceae.